CAAAGGGAUCCUCUGCUCCCUUCGUUUCCUUUUCGAUCCCUUUCGGAUUCCAAAGCUGAAAUGCGUGCGCAUGAUCAGCGCAUUCAGUUUGCCAUGGAGCGAAGGGAGGAUGCCAUUGAGUCCUACAAGCGGAACGAUCUGAUCGGCGCUGAUGAAGCCUAUGGCGAGGUGAUCCAAAUGGUUGAGAAGCCCCAAGCACACGGACGUCCGCGAUCCAUUUCUGGGCAAGACAGGGAGGAGCAGUUGCUGGCGGAUUGCCUCUCCAACCGUGCGCAGUGCAUUUUAGAUAUGGCGCAGGGCAAAGGUGUGCUUCCGGACGGGACGCCUUUCUCUUCACAGUUUCACGAGAAGGAACAUUUCGAGUAUUUCAAGCGCCAAGCCUUGAAGCAGGCGGAAGAAUGUGCUGAGAAGGCCUGCCUCGUCUGGUGCGAUGAUCGGAGCCUCUACCGCCUGGGCUUGGCUCGGAAGCUCACCGCGGAGUCGGCCAAGGCCGAAACCUUUUUGGUGCUGAAGGAGGACAGUAACGAGAUCAUGAAAGAUGCUGGCAGGUGCUUUCUGAAAGCACUCAGGGCGCGGCCAAACGCUCAAACACAGAAGGCGCUGGAUGAGGUGAAAGAUUGGCUCCCGCGGCGGGAUGUCUUUAGCCUCUACCCAGAGUACGUUUGAGUCCGUUCAAGCGGCAUCUGAUGAAGACUGCCUCGCAUCUUCGCUAUCAUUUGCUAUCCUCAAGCCUGUGAGACAUUGCAGAGUCAGAUUGUUCUCUUUCAGCAACAGGUAUCCCAAAGACCUAGAGUCCGCAGACGAAAAA
Durusdinium trenchii is the source of this 808-nucleotide messenger RNA. The record is from the annotation of a GenBank genome assembly. Lineage: Eukaryota; Dinophyceae; Suessiales; Symbiodiniaceae.